Molecule: messenger RNA, 969 nt
Organism: Setaria italica (foxtail millet)
Lineage: Eukaryota; Viridiplantae; Streptophyta; Magnoliopsida; Poales; Poaceae
Product: nucleolar protein 58
Exons: 6
Coding region: 103-582 (159 amino acids)
Source: RefSeq, a predicted model, not a curated record
CCAGACCAGAUCGCAAUAGCCCAACGGACCCGAGCCGGUCGCGCUUCCUUCUUCCUCAAGUCGUCAUCUUGCCUGCAGCUUACCAUCCCGUGCGGCGGCGCCAUGGCGACGGCCGGCGGCGGCGACCUCUCCGAUGAGGAGAGGCGGGCGAUGCGGGGCAGCAAGUUCGCGCCGCUUCCUCCGCCUCCUUCCACCUCCCGCCCCCAGCCCAGGAUGGCACAUCCCGGGGGACCACUAACCACAAACAAGGCUGCUGCCUUAGCGAAAUUCCUUGAGAGAAAACUUCAGCAACCCGAUGGCUUGGAUUCCCUGAACCCUGACCUUGUAAAACUGGCUGUGAAAAAUGCAAAGGAAACCAUGAAAGCUAGCAAGGGUGAGGCUUCAACUUCAGGAAGAGUAGUACGUCAUGUGUCAUCAUUUGAGGAUGGCUCUGAGCAACAGGAUUCUGAAGAUGAAGCAGAGGUGAAGGGGAUCAAAAGAAAAAGGAAGAAUAAGAAGGUUAAAGCCCAUCAAGAUGACGAACAACAGAGCAAGAAAAAGAAGAAAAAGAAAAAUAAAAAGAAAAAGGGCAAAGGUUGCUGAUGGUUCCAUGCCCCCAGAAAAAGUCAAAGAAGGAAAAUUUGAAAUCACUAUGAUUCGUUAACUAGUAUUAGGAAGCUACAAGCAGGCAGGCCUUGUACCCCAAAAGAAAGGGGGACAAGCAAUCAUUCCUUCCUUUUUGUUCCCAUCUGAACCAAUGAGCAUUGUAAGCUUACUCUGCCAGUCAUAUGAGCACUGGACGUUCCAUUUGCUGCAAAGGGCAGGGCUUAGCAACGAUCCUCUGUGUCUGUAUGCAAGAGGGUACAAUGAUACACUUACAUGGGAAUUCCCAGAUUGUACAAUUGAAUUCAGUGGUCAAUAUUGUUGUACACUGAAUAGUUUCCCCUGUGCUAUAUCAUGAUAUGCAGAUGAUCAUCAGCUUCCCAUUCA